ACACAUUUUUUUGGUUUUCCUUGAGUAUUUUGUUUAUUGACAUUUUUUGUUGCACAUUGUAAAAUUGCAUUAAUUUGAAUUGUAACGCAUACGCCAUGGUGUUCUGGACGUUAGUGAUUGGUGCGAUCAUAAUCGCUUGGCUCUACAAACUAAAUAAGGAUUAUGUGGUGCUGACAUUAUUUUCUAAGCGGGUGAAAACAGCUGACGGCACGCCCUUGGAAAAUUCAGUGGCGCUGCCCAAAGGACGCACAAUAUUUGGCAAUGCCUUCGAUUUCGCUUUAUCCCCUGAUAACAUGUUCGACUUCUCGCGCCAACUUGCUGAUGAAAUGAAGCGCAGUUAUCUACAAUAUGGAUUAUUCACAUCUUUUUACAACAUAAUCACCGCUGAGGAUGCUGAACUAGUGAUGAACGAUCAGAGUCUGAUUAAGAAGAGUAUUAUUUAUAAUUUUUUGGUGCCGUUCUUGAAUAGAGGACUGCUAACGUCAUCAGGUAAAAAAUGGCACUCUCGUAGAAAAAUGCUGACUCCUGCCUUCCACUUUAAUAUACUUGGACAAUUUGAAGAAAUUUUUAAAGAGGAGAGUAAAAAAUUUGUGGAGAGCUUGGAAGCCGGCGAUUUGAGUUCUGUAACCUUAAACGAUAUCAUACCAAAAUUUACACUGAACGCCAUUUGUGAGACCGCAUUGGGUGUCAAGUUGGAUGAGCAAAUGAAUGCCGAUCAAUACCGUGCCAGCUUCAAAAUGAUCGAAGAAGUAUUCUUGAUGCGUUUCCGUAAUCCAUUUUAUAUCCUCGAUUCCUUAUAUAAAGUAUUCUUAGCGCCUAAAAUUGCGAAACACAUUUCAAUUGUGCAGAAUUUCUCCAGUGAGGUAAUUGACAAGCGACGUCAAGUUUUCGCGGAAGAGCCAGAGCAUAGUGAAGACAAGGCGGAUGACAACCAAAGCUUCUAUACGAAAAAACGCUACGCCAUGUUGGACACACUGCUGCGCGCCGAACGCGAUGGACUCAUUGAUCAUGUGGGCAUAUGUGAGGAAGUGGACACAUUUAUGUUUGAAGGCUACGACACCACAUCGAUGGCGCUCUUAUUUUCACUUAUGAACCUUUCAUUGUAUCCGGAAAUGCAAGAACGCUGCUAUCAAGAAAUACUUGAACAUGUUGAAGAUGAUUUGAGCCAAUUGGACAUUCAGCAGCUAGCCAAACUGAAGUUUCUGGAGUGUUUCAUUAAGGAGACCCUACGUCUAUACCCCUCAGUGCCGGUUAUAGGGCGUGAGGUUGCGAAUGACACCCGCCUUGCCAAUAACCUAAUAUUGCCGAAAGGUUCUCAAGUAAUCAUACAUAUAAUAGAUAUCCACCGAAGUGCUAAGUACUAUGAAAAUCCUAAAAAAUUCGAUCCGGAACGUUUCGCGCCUGAAGCGUCAGCCGGUCGACAUCCUUUCGCGUACGUGCCAUUCAGCGCAGGACAAAGAAAUUGUAUCGGACAAAAAUUCGCUAUGCUGGAGCUCAAGACGGUUUUGGUUAACAUCAUAAAGAAAUUCAAAAUUUUACCUCUGAAGAAGGAUCAAGAUGUAAAGCUCGAAGCCGGCAUGAUUAUAAGGACACCAAAUAUCAUUAAAGUGAAAUUGGAAAAAAGAGUUUAA
Bactrocera tryoni is the source of this 1631-nucleotide messenger RNA. RefSeq names its product cytochrome P450 4p1-like. The record is from RefSeq and is a predicted model, not a curated record. The transcript has 8 exons. Lineage: Eukaryota; Metazoa; Arthropoda; Insecta; Diptera; Tephritidae. Bases 96 to 1631 code for a protein of 511 amino acids. Gene Ontology annotation, molecular function: heme binding; iron ion binding; oxidoreductase activity, acting on paired donors, with incorporation or reduction of molecular oxygen.